AUGGCGGAGGAAGCGUCUCCGUAUUCCUUACUUGACAUCUGCUUGAGCUUCCUGACCACUAACCUGGAGAAGUUCUGCUCAGCCAGACAAGAUGGAACACUGUGUCUGCAGGAGCCUGGAGUGUUCCCGCAGGAGGUGGCCGAUCGGCUCCUUCAGACCAUGGCAUUGCAUGGUCUGCUGAAUGAUGGAACUGUGGGAAUUUUCAGAGGGAACCAGAUGCGCCUGAAGAGAGCUUGCAUCCGCAAAGCAAAGAUUUCUGCUGUUGCUUUCCGGAAAGCCUUCUGCCACCACAAGCUAGUAGAACUUGAUGCCACCGGUGUGAAUGCGGACAUCACUAUCACAGACAUCAUUAGUGGCCUUGGCAGUAACAAGUGGAUCCAGCAAAACCUUCAGUGCUUAGUGCUGAACUCCCUAACUCUGUCCCUCGAGGACCCCUAUGAGCGGUGUUUCAGCCGGCUUUCUGGCCUUCGAGCACUGAGCAUCACUAACGUGCUCUUCUACAAUGAAGAUCUGGCUGAAGUCGCUUCGCUGCCGAGACUGGAGAGCCUGGAUAUUUCCAACACCUCAAUCACAGAUAUCACUGCCCUGCUGGCCUGCAAAGACCGGCUCAAGUCUCUCACCAUGCAUCAUUUGAAAUGCUUAAAAAUGACCACUACCCAGAUCCUGGAUGUGGUUCGGGAACUAAAAUAUCUGAAUCAUCUUGACAUCUCAGAUGAUAAACAGUUUACAUCAGACAUAGCGCUUCGAUUAUUAGAGCAGAAGGACAUCUUGCCCAAUCUUGUCUCCCUGGACGUUUCAGGGAGAAAGCAUGUGACAGAUAAAGCUGUUGAAGCCUUCAUUCAGCAGCGGCCCAGCAUGCAGUUUGUAGGUUUGCUGGCCACAGAUGCUGGUUACUCUGAAUUCCUUAUGGGCAAAGGACACUUGAAGGUAUCUGGAGAGGCCAACGAAACUCAGAUCGCAGAAGCGCUGAGGCGGUACAGUGAGAGGGCAUUUUUUGUCCGGGAGGCUUUGUUUCAUCUUUUUAGCCUGACUCAUGUGAUGGAAAAAACAAAGCCUGAAAUUUUAAAGCUUGUGGUUACUGGGAUGAGAAACCAUCCUAUGAAUUUACCUGUGCAACUGGCUGCAAGUGCCUGUGUGUUUAACUUAACUAAACAGGACCUUGCUUUAGGCAUGCCUGUCCGGCUCCUCGCUGACGUGACCCAUUUGCUGCUCAAGGCCAUGGAACAUUUUCCUAAUCACCAGCAGUUACAGAAGAAUUGCCUCCUUUCCCUUUGCAGUGACCGGAUUCUUCAAGAUGUCCCAUUUAACAGGUUUGAGGCCGCCAAGCUUGUCAUGCAGUGGCUUUGCAACCACGAAGAUCAAAACAUGCAGAGGAUGGCCGUUGCCAUCAUCUCCAUCCUGGCGGCCAAGCUUUCUACAGAACAAACUGCACAGCUUGGUGCUGAGCUCUUCAUCGUCAGGCAACUCCUUCAGAUAGUGAAGCAGAAAACUAAUCAAAAUUCAGUGGAUACGACAUUGAAAUUUACUUUGAGUGCACUUUGGAACCUCACAGAUGAAUCCCCAACCACGUGCAGACACUUCAUUGAGAAUCAAGGGUUGGAGCUCUUCAUGAGGGUUCUAGAGUCUUUCCCAACCGAGUCAUCCAUUCAACAAAAAGUUCUAGGGCUCUUGAACAAUAUAGCUGAAGUACAAGAGCUGCAUUCUGAAUUAAUGUGGAAGGAUUUCAUAGACCACAUCAGCAGUCUCCUGCACAGUGUCGAGGUUGAAGUCAGUUACUUUGCAGCUGGAAUCAUUGCCCACCUUAUCUCCAGGGGUGAGCAAGCGUGGACCCUGAGCCGAAGCCAGAGGAACUCUCUUCUUGAUGAUUUGCAUUCAGCUAUUUUGAAGUGGCCAACUCCAGAGUGUGAGAUGGUAGCAUACAGGUCCUUUAAUCCAUUUUUUCCACUACUUGGGUGUUUUACGACGCCAGGAGUCCAGCUAUGGGCAGUUUGGGCCAUGCAGCAUGUCUGCAGCAAGAACCCUUCAAGGUAUUGCAGCAUGCUGAUUGAAGAAGGAGGACUGCAGCAUUUAUAUAACAUCAAAGAGCACGAGCAGACAGACCCCUACGUCCAACAGAUAGCUGUAGCCAUUCUGGACAGUUUAGAGAAACACAUUGUGCGCCACGGAAGGCCCCCUCCCUGUAAAAAGCAGCCCCAGGCCCGACUGAACUAAUAGCCAUAGAUAGUUGGAGAAUCAACAGUGGGAAUCAUUUUUGUGGUUGGUUCAUUCAGCAGCGUGCACUCUGGUGUGUGUGGGGGUGUCUAUGGUAAGAGCCCUGUGACCCAUUUGGGAUUGGGAAUGUACAGUACUGCCCAUGUGAACAGUCUGAUUUGUCUUGUGAUUUUUAACUUAUGAGGCAAGAAAGGUCUUCCUUCAUUAUUUGUCUCUUAGGAAAUCUUUCAGUGUUUGAACUUAACCUGAGCUUGAGAUUCUAUAGUUUCAUGAUAAAUUGCACGAACUCUUACGCAGACUUUUCUUGCCGGAGAGCAGGGCUGCUGCCUUGCCUACAGCUCUGUCUCAGCUAUAAGUUUAUAUUGCUUCUGUUAAAAUGCCUCCAUUCUGUGUAUCUUUCAUAAGAUGUCUCUCUGGUAGCUCUUUGCUCUCAGGAGCCUGGAUGGCAGUCAAAGAAACAUAAAAGAAAGAAAAACUACGAAAGAAGGACAGAGUUGAAAAGGAUCUAGAAAUUGCUUUUGUGCUUUAGCUCUGAAAAUGGAACAGGUUCUCCUGGUGUCCCGCUCCUGAGGCUGGAGCAGAAGCCGUUCUCCAUGCUGAAGGGGACGUGUCUACAUUCACUCUAGAGAUACUCCCUCAGCGCCACACUAGACAUCACAGCACCUUCGUGGAAGCCUCGCCGGGACACUCAUGCUGUAAACAAGUGCAUUCUUACAGUGUCAUUGGUUAAAAUAGCUAUUUUUAUCCCUUCUUUCCCAAGGUCAUUCUUUUUCAGUGGAAUAGAGACUAUUCAUAGAGUUACUUUGUUUAAGGUACAAUUGACAACAGAAAACUUGUUGCAAAAAUUUAACCUUGAGUUGGGGUGUGGCUCAGUGGUAGAGUGUAUUCUUAGCAUGUACGAAUUCAAUCCCCAGCACCACACAUACACCAAAAAGUUAAUCUUUUCUUCUGUUCAAAUACGUUUAUCUGUCAGAAAUACAUGGCUCAUGCCUGUAAUGUUAUGACUCAGGAGACUGAGGCAGGAGGAGAGCUGUGAGUUUGAGGCCAGCCUGUAUUACAGAGUGACAUUUAUUGUGUCUUCAUUAUGUGUUCAUGUUAGAAAAAUAUGCAGAAGAGCAGGCUGCUGCUGAAUGGCUAAAUGUGGAUAAAAGAAAAUGUUUUUGGAUUGUUUUUUAGACAGUUGUCUUUUUUAAAGAUAACUGAUAUAAUAAUCAGUUUUCAUCCUAUAAACCUGGGAGGCAGCAAGUUAUCAACAAACUCAAUUUCCAUUAAAUUUUUCAUUUUAAGCUGGUUCAGACCUAUAAUCUAGUACUCAAAAGGGUUAGACAGAAGGAAUUACAGUCGGAGGUAAGCCUUGGCCACAGAGUUGCAAGCCAGCCGGGCAAUCUGGGGAGCUCCUCUCACCAAACAGAACAAAGUUUUAUUUGAAGGGGAGCCCGAGGCAAUCCAGAACACCAAGGAGCAGGUGGUAUUCAGGGCCAGCCUGGACUAGAUAGCAAGACCCCAUCUCAAAACUAGUAAGUGCAACAGUGUCUUGUUUUGAGAGUAGGGUUGAUCUGAACUCUCUUCUGACACAUUUGUGUAUGUCUAAAAUGUUGUCACUAGACCUUUAAGUCAGGAAUAUUUCAGUUUAGAAAGGAGCUAGCUUAAGCUGGGCCUGGGGUUUGCUAAUCCUAGUACAUGGAAAAUGAAGGUGAGAAGAAUGUGAGUUCUAAGCCAGCCUGGACUAUGAGAGACCCAGUCUGUAAAUACAACCAAUAAGCUGAUUGAUUUGUUCGUGUGCUUUUAACAUGUCUGACUCCUGUGUAAUGCUGUCGUACUGCUGUCACGCUCAUACUUGAAUGUUUCAGUCUUCCUUCAUAGGGAUGAAUACUGAAUCAAACGGAAACAGAUACAUGGAAUUAUCAAAAAGCCAUAUAAAACUGUGGUCUAAUUCUUCCAUCAUUGGUUCAUGGAUUUUUAGAGCUGUCAGACACAUUUUCACCUGAGGUGGUUGCUCAAACCCAUGAUCCACCAUGGAGAGACAAAGUAUUGAAAGUUUAAGGCUAGCCUGGGCUACCAAGUGGUGCUUGUCUCAACAGCCUCUUCCACAAAAGGAUGCAUUUUUCAUAGUUAAACAUAUUUCAGAGAAAAGAAAAUUCUUUCAAAGGCAUUUCUGCUUUUUGUUGACGUUUCCCCCACAAUGGAAGGCAAAAUUCUGAUAAUAGGAUAGUCUGCGGUCGCUUGCAAGUUGGGCGUGCCGACAACCAAGCCUACCGAGUGUACUUCCGGGAUAUUUAAGAACUUUGGCUUCAAAUGUCAGGAUGGAAGAGUGUGCUCCUGCCGGCUACUUAGCCUUUCGUUUACAGAGUUUUAGAAACACCCAACCAGGUGUGUUAUUACAGGACUACACCUGUAAUCUCCGUAUCCCUAGCACCUUAGCAAACUCAGAACCAGCGUUGGUUACCUGACGCCUAUCUGAAAAGCAGAAAUGGUCAAAAAACCUAUAGACAUAUUCAGAAUAACCUGAUAGAUAACGAUUCAAAAAUGUUUCAAUUUAUAUUUUCCAGGCCAGGGAGGGCUACAUUGAAAAACUGAAAAAACCACAAACCCAAAGUAACUGAUCGUAUCCCAAAUAUAUCAAGAUUUAGCACCUGUGUUUUUCGUUUUGUUUGUUGGGUGGUGGUGGUUUUUUGUUAUCAAGAUAGACUCUCACUACACGUAGACCAAGGCUGUGGUAUAUGUUGAUCUCAAUUGACUCCUGAGUUAGUCAGAGGAUUACAGGCAAGUACUGCUAUUGUUGGGUCUGGCUGUGGGGUGGUUCUUCUGUUUUACUUUGUCUUUGUUUUAAGAGACAGAGUUUCUCUGUAGCCUUGGCUGUACUGGAUUCUUUGUAGACCAGCCUGGCCUGGAACUCACAGAGAUCCACUUGCCUCUGCCUCCCAAGUGCUGGGAUUACAGGUGUGCACCACCAUGCCCGCCUUCUGGGAUGUUUCUUAAAGCCAUCAAACCAGAUUUUUCAAUAAAGUUCUGCAUAUAACAAAAAUAUAAUAAAUACAUAUGUGUAUGUUUAUACAGUAUAAAUGUCCAGCCAGCCUAUACAUGGCUCCCUUGUAAUUGGAGACCAUAGUGUAAGCACUUGGUACCCCCACAGUCACUGGCCUACGGGUGCACUUUCAGACACAGGUUAGACUAAUCUGAAUGACCCUGUUGAACUCAUCACUGUACUUAGACACAGACGAUUGGGUCAGCAAUGGCAAGGCUUGGAUCUGCGGCCCCCAGUCCUCAACACGGCUCCUGGAAAGGAAAUGGAAUUAGACUUUGUAAGAGUGUAAACAAAUAAAGUAUAGCAAAUCAAAGAAAGCAUCUGGUUUUUGUGCACCGAGUAAGUUGCUGAGAUCUUUAUAUGCUGAGAUGUGUUUUCCUUGUAGAUUGAGAAUGUACUCAGCACAGUAUUGGAGUGAGGGACCCUGAGUUCAACUCCUAUUAUCAAAAAAAGAAAGGAUUCUUAGUGUUUUCAUUUUAAAGUUAUCGAGAAAAUAACAAGUGAAGAAGUGAUAGGGAGCCGAGUUUGGUGUGCACGCCUGUAAUCCCAGCAUUCAGGGAGGCAGAGGUAGGUGGAUGGCUGUGAGGUGGAGGCCAGCCUGGUCUACAAAAAGUCCAAGACAGCCCAGGCUACACAGAGAAACCCUGUCUACAAAAACAAACAAAAAGAGGUAAUAGGGGGUAGGGGUGGACACAGCAGCUACUGAUCUUAACUGAGGAUUAAAAAAAAAAAUCCUAUCAGACCAGCAAAUUCAGGAGUUGGCCAUAAUUCCUGUUGCUUGUGACCCUGGGCAGCAAAGGCCGGUCAGGGUUACCCAGGGUGAGGAGGGAUGAAACCAUCACCAUCUUAGAAGUUUGCUUCUAUAGUUUUUGUUUCUAAAGAAUCAAAGAUCCAUGUUUAAAACCACCAACCAGCCAUGCUUGCUGGCACGUGCCUUUAAUCCAGUGCUUGGAGGCAUAAGCACAGGCAGGUGGAGUUUUGUGAGUUCAAGUCUACCCUGGUCUACAUAAUUCCAGGACAGCCAGGGCCACCUAGUGAGACCUUGUCUCAAAAAGAGAAAAAAAAAUGCAUCAAUCAUAAAAAUCCAGUUAAUGAAGUUUCUCUUACUAAUGAAUCCUUUCAUUCUGGUCCGUGCUCUUCCUAGUCAAUAUUUUUAGUUACUGGUGGUUUUUUUGUUUUUUGUUUUGCUUUGUUUUGUCUCAUGUAACGAGAGCUAGCUUGUCUCAACUGUCCUGCCUGUGUUCCCCAAGCACACUGCCUACCUGACUUAUGUCUCUUCCGUGUGGCUGUUUGAAAUUACAGAAUGUGUUAAAAUAACACUGGUCUGUCUCUGGUGCCCUUUGACCAUACUUUCCCCCUUUGGUAACAUGCUCAUGAAAACAUUUACUGGGCCAAAAUGGGGUGAAUUAACAAACAGUAAAUUCAGCCCAGUUUUUGGUUUGGUUUUGUUAUUUGAGACAGGAUCUUUUUUUGUAGACCAAGCUGGUCUCAAAACCUCAUGACGUAUCUGAGGAUGACUUUGCACUCUGUUUCACUCAUGCUAAGUGCUUGGGAUGGUAGUCAUGGGCCACCAUACCCAACAAGGUUUUGCCUUUUUGAGAUAGUCUUUACUAGAGGCUGUCCUCAGCCCUCCGAGUGCUGGGAUUGUUAGAGUGAACCGAGCCAGGCUUGGCUUAGUGUUUUAAAAUGCACCCUCCUCGUCCCGGAGCCUAGAACCGUGUGCGGCGGUACUCAAGACUCAAGGGGGAGAAGAGGGAACAGAGGUAAACUGUUCUGUAAUGAUGACCUGCAGGGUCUCCUCGCAGUUUUAUUGGUUGGUUCUUGUGGGACGUUCACGGUGAUUUACGUUGUUAACCCACUGCAGGCAUAGGUUAAAGGCCCACUCUCAGCUGAUGCCGGCCCUUGUGGUUUUAUCUGCAUAUUGUUAAUGUGGAGAGUUUGUGUGUUUGGGUCAGAACUGCUCUGAGCAGAGAGGUUUGCUAACUGCUGUCCUUCCUAAGUCUGUUGUGACAGUUUCAGAUGACUUUGCUAAUCUCGUGGUUGUUGGAUGUUUGGUCGUCAUUUGUUGUGUGUCGAUGCAUUUUUAAUUUUCAGUGUUAACCCAAAGUGUUCAUUUUAGUAAUAAUGCCAAAUCCACCAGCGAGAGGAGUAAGAGUAGGAUAGACAAUUUUGCAUUUGAGUUUUAGGUUCAUCGUGGCUUUGUGUUACUUAGCAUUUCAUGGACUCUGUGGUACAUGCAUUUGUUUCCAGAUCUUAACCCAAAACGCUAUGAUGACUAAUUGCCCGAGGAAAACCUUUUUCUGUCUUCCCACUGCUCUACUUUUUUAAAAAAUAAAAUAUGCAAAACUCAA
Molecule: messenger RNA, 7587 nt
Organism: Psammomys obesus (fat sand rat)
Lineage: Eukaryota; Metazoa; Chordata; Mammalia; Rodentia; Muridae
Gene: Zyg11b
Product: zyg-11 family member B, cell cycle regulator
Exons: 14
Coding region: 1-2211 (736 amino acids)
Cellular component (GO): Cul2-RING ubiquitin ligase complex
Molecular function (GO): protein binding
Source: RefSeq, a predicted model, not a curated record